This is a messenger RNA of Mya arenaria, 396 nucleotides long. RefSeq names its product cytochrome P450 2J4-like. Bases 1 to 396 code for a protein of 131 amino acids. The transcript is spliced from 2 exons. The record is from RefSeq and is a predicted model, not a curated record. Gene Ontology annotation, molecular function: monooxygenase activity; iron ion binding; heme binding. NCBI's taxonomy places the organism in Eukaryota, Metazoa, Mollusca, Bivalvia, Myida, Myidae.
AUGUCACAAUACAAGGACAAAGGUAAGCGCUAUGGAUUCCAAAGUGCUGGAUUUGACACCACACAUAAGAAGAUACGCUGGCUUGUGUUGUACAUGGCAGCAUACCCGGCCGUUCAGGGCUGUGUCCAAGAAGGAAUUGAUAGCGUCGUAGGGCAGAACCGGCCGCCAGUGCUCGCAGAUAAGCCCCGCCUUGUAUACACGGAAGCAGUAAUUCAAGAAGUCAUGCGCAUUGUUACGAUGGUUCCGGUUUCAUUGCCGCACUACGCGAUAAAGGAUUCCAAGCUAUGUGGUUUCCACGUUGACAAAGACACCGUCGACAUCCUUAAUAUGUUUCCGUUUCUCACGAAGCAAAGGUCUGGGGAGAUCCUGACAACUUUCGACCCGAGUGUUUUUUGA